Phoenix dactylifera (date palm) is the source of this 699-nucleotide messenger RNA. Lineage: Eukaryota; Viridiplantae; Streptophyta; Magnoliopsida; Arecales; Arecaceae. The record is from RefSeq and is a predicted model, not a curated record.
AUGGACCUCUACUUGGAUAAUGGAUGCAAUGUUGUGAGAGGUGAGGAGGGCUAUUACCUUGGCGGACUUCCGUUCCUCCUUGAAGCUGUAUCAUCUGGUAAAUUGUUCUCAAUGACUCUAGCUGCUCAAGCCAUUGGGUUGCUUGGGGUUGCUAGAAGAGUUUGGCCAGUAGUUCAAGCUGGUGCAAUACCUACGUAUGUGGAGCUGCCUAGAGAACCUGAACCCCUUGGGAAAGAAAUUGCAGUGGAUGUCUUUUGUGUACUGGCCGUGGCAGAGGAGAACGCUGUGUUGAUUGUGGAAGAGCUGGUGAGGAUUCUCCAGGGCAAUGAAGAAGCAGCAAAAUCUGCAGCUGUAGAUGUCUUGUGGGAUCUUUCAGGGUACAAACAUUCCAUUUCAAUUGUGCGAGAAUCGGGUGCUAUUCCACUUCUAACUGAGCUUUUGCGAAAUGGGAAUGGUGACCUUAGGGAGAAAGCUGCAGGAACCAUUGCACAAUUAAGUAAUGAAGGAGUGAACAGGGAAGCUAUGGUGGAAGCUGGUGCUAUACCAGUCCUGAUUGAUCUGUUGAGAGGUCAUUCAGAAGAGGAACUGAGGGAAUAUGCUAGGCAAGUUCUGAUUAAUUUGCAGAAGACCUGCUUUACCAUGAGAGAGUUUCUGAAGCUUUUGAUACCCCUUCAUUCCUGGCCGUACAAGAGAGGUUAA